Molecule: messenger RNA, 1389 nt
Organism: Gryllus bimaculatus (two-spotted cricket)
Lineage: Eukaryota; Metazoa; Arthropoda; Insecta; Orthoptera; Gryllidae
Source: the annotation of a GenBank genome assembly
AUGUAUAUCCUGCCAACAAUAUGGACUAUUGCAUUAACCAUCUUGUCUGUUUGCGACAUUCAUGAAACCUCUGCUAAAGAUGAUCCACGAUGUCCCUCUGUCUGCAAAUGCUACCCAUGGCCUCCACGAGUUCAUCCGGCUAAAAUGGCAGCAAAUUGUUCCGGGCGGGCGCUCAAAGCACUCCCAGCUCACUUUCAGCGCCAUUUCGCAUCUCUGGACGCAUCAUUUAACGACAUUGAAGAGCUCUCGAACGAUUUCUUUGGCGAUGCAAAGAUGGUGCUUAGUAAAAUAAAUCUCAGCAAUAAUAGCAUUCACACAAUUGAUAGUAGAGCUUUCUCAAUGCUUCCAGAUCUGUGGAUAAUGAAUUUGACUGGAAACAAAAUACGGCAUCUGCAUCAAGACACUUUUAAAGUCAACACAAAACUUUGGUAUCUUAUACUCAGAGGAAAUACCAUCAAUUUUAAUCAAUCGACAUUUUUAAAUGCUCCGCAGAUAGGGAAAUUAGAUCUUAGUUACAAUAAUCUACAUGAACUGGGAGACAAUACAUUCAACGAAAUGCCUAAUAUAGUUUAUUUACGUUUGCAUAAUAAUCAAUUUAAAAAGCUUCAGAGUUCAUGGUUUCGUCCAUUACGGAAAUUAGAACGUCUGUUUCUGGAGCACAAUCAAUUAACAGUUCUAGACGUAAAUACAUUCAUACACUCACCUAAAUUGUUUGAAUUGAGUUUAAGCUGGAAUAAAUUGUUAUUACCGUAUCACACACCUUUCUUAAGACUUCCAAAUCUUGAGUACCUUCAUUUGUCAGGAUGUGGCUUCGGGAAUAUUCCGUCUCAUAUAUUUGAAUUUACCCCUCGAGUGCGUAUGUUAUGGUUGAGUUCAAACAGACUAAGUGCUUUGCCUCUAGAUAUUUUUAAUUACUUGGAGUCGUUAAUUUUCUUGGAUGCCUGUGACAAUAACUUACUCUGCUCCUGUGAAUUGAAGGAAGUCUGGGACUUGUGUCGCUACCGUCAUAUUGCUGCAGACGUGAGCUGUGAUGUGCACCUAUUGGAUGGCACGGGUGAGGGAGAGGGAGAGGGGGAGGCGCAAAACCAGACGGCCACCGCGGCUGGUGCUGGUGGUUGCUUCGGUCGCUGGGACGCCUUGGAAGAGAUGGUGUGCAACGCCACCGACAGACCUUCGCUUCCCGCGCCCUCCAAGGACACUAGCGUGGAGCAGCUGGCCCUAUACGUCUCCAUCGGGGUGGUGCUGCUGCUGUCGUUGUGCAUCGUGGGCAGCGUCACCCUGUAUUGUCGCAAGUACAAGUCUGGCUGGACGAGCACCGUCCGGGGCGCUCACAAUCUAACGUAUCCUGACAUGAUGCCGUUGAACAUCGACCGAGAAGAAGCGACGUGA